AUGAACAAGAUCCGCGCCAUCCAGGAGUUGAAUAAGAAGGAGAUCGAACAUGGAAUCUCCCCCGAAGGCUCCUGGCACGUCGACUACCGCGACACGGCCUACAUCUAUUUCGGCGGUCUUCCCUACGAGAUGUCCGAAGGCGACGUAAUCACAAUCUUCUCCCAGUUCGGCGAGCCUGUGUGGCUCAAGCUUGCCCGCGACAAGGAGACGGGCAAGUCCAAGGGCUUCGGAUGGCUGAAGUACGAAGACCAGCGCAGCUGCGACCUCGCAGUCGACAACCUCGGCGGCGCGACGAUCGGCAGCCGCAUGAUCAGCGUAGACCACGCGCGCUACAAGUUCCGCGACGACGAGGACCCGGAUGAGGGCAAGGUGGACUGGGCGACUGUCUCGAAGCUCGAGGGCGACGGCGACAAGACGGACGAGGAGUCCGACGAAGAGGAGGAGGAGCGGCCGCAGCUGCCGGAGGAGAGGGAGCUUGCGCUUCUGAUCAGAGACCACGAUGACGACGAUCCGAUGAAGGAGUUCUUGAUCGAGGAGAAGAAGAAGGAGAUACAGGAGGCUUUGGCGCGGCGUGGGGACAAGUCUGAGAGGAGGAAGAAGCACAAACAUCGUCACCGAUCGCAUCGGUCGCGGCGGCACGAUAGUGACGAGGAGAUGAGGGAUGGUGACCGGGACGAGGAUAGGCAUCGCAGCCGAAGGUCUCACCGUGACGACACGCCAGAGGAGAGGGAGCGCAAGGACGGGGAGAGAGGUUUGCGCCGUGAGAGGCGACGCGACGAUUCUCGUGACAAAGAGUCGACAAGGGAUGACAAGAGUCGCCGAGAUAGGGACCGAUCCAAGGACCGGAGGAAUCGCGACCGCGGGCGAGACGAUGAUCGUAGAAGGGAGCGUCGCCAUCGUGAUCGUGACGACUCGGAAGAACGCCACCACAGAAGACACAGAGAUCGCGACGAGGAGCCGCGGCACAAGAGGAGAACAAGAAGCAGGUCGCCAUAG
Colletotrichum karsti is the source of this 996-nucleotide messenger RNA. RefSeq lists its product as uncharacterized. The record is from RefSeq and is a predicted model, not a curated record. Gene Ontology annotation, molecular function: RNA binding. Gene Ontology annotation, biological process: mRNA splicing, via spliceosome. Gene Ontology annotation, cellular component: catalytic step 2 spliceosome; precatalytic spliceosome; U2 snRNP. The transcript has 2 exons. NCBI's taxonomy places the organism in Eukaryota, Fungi, Ascomycota, Sordariomycetes, Glomerellales, Glomerellaceae. Bases 1 to 996 code for a protein of 331 amino acids.